UUUUCUCGAAUCGGGUUUUUACUAAUCGAAUUGAGUUCGGGUUCUGAUUACUUUUAAGAAAAUGCAAUCGUUUUAGGCUUUUUGAAGUUCAAGCAAAGCUGGGUGUUUUUCUUUUUCUGGGUUCAGAUCAUCGUUUAUUGUCGUUCGAGCUUUCGGGUUUUCUUUCGGGAUAUAAUUACGGGUUUUCGGAUAUAAAUGAUGUUAUUGUGGUAAUAAGAUACAUCACAUCAUACAUGGAUGAUGGUUAUGGCAUGAAAUGUAUGUAACAAUGUAAGGGAGGGAGGGAUAGACAGAUGGGUCUUCUUUUGUCUGUUAACUUGACGUGCCCUCAGGAAAAAUGUUUGUUUGAUAUGUGUGGGGGGAUUUUUGUAUUCUUGCUUUUGUUAUUUUUCUCUGCUAUGAUCCAAUUUAUUUGCUCUAAUUUAAUCUUCAUUGAACUCUAAUCCAAAUUGAUGCAGAGGACAAACAUUCCGUGUUAGCACCUUAAAUUUUUUAUUUUAGAUUAUGUCGUAUAAGAUAUGUCGUAUCAUUUAAUAGUUAAAUUAACGAGAAGGACAUGAUUAAUGAAGACCGAUAGUUUGAAUAUAUAAUUAGUAAUCGGAUCAGAACCAGUGGGAUUCAAGUCAUUGUUCUAUCUCUAUGUUUGUGUGUUUAUAUGUAUAUGUAGGUGUUAAGAUAUUACCAUGAUGAUAGCUUUGAUGUUAUCUUUGGUGAGCUGAAUGGAAGAAUUGGAGGACUCAUUAUAAUCUCCUAUGGAAACGUUUUGGAACCAAAUAUUUAAGAGUGCUUGUAAAAAUUUGCUCAGGUUUUUCUUGCUGGAAUGGUUUCUUACUUGUAUGGACUUUAACAAGUUAUCAACUCGAUCAAGGUGGAAAGGUUUUACCAAGGGGUACUAAAUUCUUUGUGAUUAUGGAGAGGGUUUAUGAAUCAUCUAAUGGAAAUGGGCCGACUAGUAAUGAUCACAUGGUUAUGAGGCACUCUCCUAAGUCUCCUUACCAAUCAUUCUCUAAGAGAUCAUUACGAUGGCUAGAUUUAAGAGUUUUCUAUGUCAGAGUAAGCAAGUGUGAGACUGAUGAAUCAACUCCUAUGCACCUUACUCUAAACCAUGUUCCUUUGAAUCCUGAUACACUUCUUGAAGUAAAUGGUGUUAGAACUGGCAUCUAUUCUGAUGGCCCAUCAACCCUUCUUAGAAGGGAUAGGCUAGACAAAAAAUCGGAAGAAGCCACUUUUGUGAGCACGGAUAGCAUAAGGCUGACAGGAAGCAUGAAGUUCGAGGUUUUUAAUAAGGAUACUCUUCUUCUAUAUGGGGUUUUAGAGUUGUGUGAUAGAAAUGGUUGCACCAAAGAGUCGAAAGGAAGUGGCCCGAUGUGGAGCAUGAACUGUGAAUCAGUUAUAACUACAGGCACUGGUUUUCUCAAGACCAAACAAUUUCACAGUCCAAGUUCAACUUCACCCACAGUUGAGGUCUAUGUUGCAGGGUCAUUUUUAGGCAAUCCAAUUAUAUUAACUAGAACUUUACAGCCUAGUUUACGGAAGAAACAAAUGAAAGGGAUACUAGAUUCGAUACCGGAGCACGAUGCAACUGAAGAUCAGAAAGAAGCCACCCCUUUUCAGAUGCUGGAUUACUUGAAUCACAAGUCAGAAAGUGAAGAACACAGGUAUCUGUAUUCAGGGGUGGACUAUUUUGAGGGGGAAGAUGGGGAGCUGUCAUGGUUCAAUGCCGGUGUGAGGGUAGGUGUCGGAAUCGGUCUAAGCAUCUGUGUGGGAAUCGGAUUAGGAGUAGGUUUGCUGGUUCGUACCUACCAAGGCACCACCCAUAACUUUCGAAGACGACUACUGUAAUAAACAUUUUCACUUUGCGAAAUAAGUCCUCCAUAUUUCCCAUGGGCUAACUUAGAUGGUGUUUCUAACAUGUCUUCAUUAUGUGGAUUAGGAGCUCAUAAUUUAUGAUUAAAAAAAGGCCAUGAAAUAAAUUGGAUGUAUAUCAAUGACAAUGUAGUAAUCAAAUUAUUUUAUGUUAUAGGUUAUUUGUACCAUCA
Messenger RNA from Gossypium raimondii (Peruvian cotton), 2039 nucleotides. RefSeq lists its product as uncharacterized. The transcript has 3 exons. Lineage: Eukaryota; Viridiplantae; Streptophyta; Magnoliopsida; Malvales; Malvaceae. The record is from RefSeq and is a predicted model, not a curated record. Bases 910 to 1842 code for a protein of 310 amino acids. Gene Ontology annotation, molecular function: phosphoglycerate dehydrogenase activity.